UGUUGUCAUACUCUGCAUUUGGACUGUGUUUAUAUGGAGGCUUUUCUUUGGGGGCAGCACUAGGAGUAUUACGGUAGGAGGCGGGUCCUGUAGGAGCGUGGUGGCCGGCUGGGCGUGUUUUGUCUUUGUGUAUGUGUUGUCCUGUCGGGCUCCUGUCCGCUGCUGCACGUCAAGGCACGGCUCAGCACAGCGCCGAGAGCAGCGUCGUAGACACGUACGGAAAGAGGGACGGAGAGGGACUGUGAGUCUAAACAAACCACCCGUGUGUCAACAGACCGGUUGGAUUUACCGUGGCGACUCCUGCUGCGCGGAGGUAGACAAGAGCCGGUGGAGCCACUGCAGCAGGAGGCUCAGGAGCGGAGCGGAGCGGAGACACAGGGGCCCCGUCCGAACACCGGGACCCCGCCCGCCCGCAGCCUUCCCCCGCUGCGCUGGAGCUCGCAGACGGUCACUGUCAACCAGAGAUACCAAAGAGGGAGAUGAGGGAAGACCUGUCUGAUGAAGAGUGAAUGAAAGGAGGACGGAGUGAAGGAAAAACACAAGAGGGACGAGAGGCAAAGAAGGAGAGAAACGAAUCCAUCAGGAGAAGACAAAAGGAAACAGGAGGGCGAGAGAGGGGAGGGAGAUGUGAGGAGGGAAGCUCCACGGCAGAGGAGAGACGGAGUUGAGGACUGAUAGAAACAGGAAGAGCUAGAGGGAGGAGAAACACAAAAAGUCUUGAGAGAGAUCAAAAAAAAAAAAAAAAAAAAAAGCUGGAAGCUUCGGAGAGGUAGGAAGGGAAAGCAAGGGACUGGUUAAGGGAGGGAAUAAACAUCUGAAUGGUCUCCACAGCAACGGCCAGCAGGUUACCCCCCCUCCGAAGAUGGCCUCCAACUUCAAUGACAUCGUCAAGCAGGGCUAUGUACGCAUGCGCAGCCGCAAGCUGGGGAUCUAUCGGCGUUGCUGGCUGGUGUUCAAGAAGUCAUCCAGUAAAGGACCUCGUCGUCUCGAGAAAUAUCCUGAUGAGAAGUCUGCUUACAUCAGAGCCUGUCCUAAGGUGACAGAGAUUAGCAACGUUAAGAAUGUCACACGGUUGCCGCGGGAUACCAAGCGACAGGCUGUGGCCAUUGUGUUUACGGACGACACCUCACGCACCUUUACCUGUGAAUCAGAGCUGGAAGCAGAGGACUGGUUCAAGACACUGUCAAUCGAGUGUCUGGGCACACGGCUUAAUGACAUCAGUAUGGGAGAGCCGGACCUCCUGGCAGCGGGGGUGCAGUGUGAACACACAGAGCGUUUCAAUGUGUUCCUCCUCCCUUGUCCCAACCUGGAUAUCUACGGGGAGUGCAUGAUGCAGAUCACCCACGAAAACAUCUACCUUUGGGACAUCCACAACCCUCGCACAAAGCUGGUCACCUGGCCGCUCUGCUCCCUGCGGCGCUACGGACGUGACGCCACCCGCUUCACCUUCGAAGCCGGACGGAUGUGUGACAGCGGUGAAGGCCUCUACACCUUUCAGACCAGAGAGGGAGAGCAGAUCUACCAGAGAGUUCACUCCUCCACGCUGGCCAUCGCUGAACAGCACAAGAAGGUCCUGCUGGAGAUGGAGAAAAACAGCAGGUUGAUGUCUAAGGGUUCAGAAUCUGGCUCCUACCCAUGCACCCCCACCGCCAUCCUGCCCCGAUCCGCUUACUGGCACCACAUUACUGGAAACCAGAGCGGCAUGGACCCUGGCAGCGGUGAUGCCGCAGAAGACGACCUGCUGUCCACCCGCCUGCCUCCUGACCGCCACGCCACACUGCCCAUGGCAAACACACAUGCACAGUCCCAGCCGCACAUACACACACACUCCCCGACACACUACCCCACCUACCCUGGACAGUGACAUACACACACAGAACGAGACACAGACAUUGAAAAAUACACACACACACUUACCCACAUGCAUGCAGGCACACACUACUCACACACUGAAACAAAUACACACACUCCCCUCUUAUAUUUGUUUUACAGCCCAACGUUACACCUCACAGGAGAUAUUGUAAGCGGGACUAACACUGGCCGACAGACCAUCUUGAAUGCAGAAAGCAGGAAAUGAAAACAGAACUCUGCAAAAGACUGCAAGGAAAUUGGGCUUCCUUACGUGACUGCAGUUCCCACAAUGCCACAGUAGAGGGGGGAUAUUUGACGUUUCUCCACUCUCAGGCUGAGAAACUCUGCCUUGAAGAUUAUUGUAUAGUCUACUCUGUAAAGUAAGGAUUUAAAGCUCUCAGUGUGCUUAAAAUAACAUAGGUUGUACUACAUUUUGUCUAACCAUGUCUAAAAGACAUGUUCUGAAUAGCUGCACUGGAAGAGUUUAUUGGAAAUUAUGAUGAUGAUUCUAAAGUUUUACAAGCCAUAAUGGUAGAAAUUCAGAGUAAGAGAAGGCACUUUGAGCAAAGCCCUGAAAAGAGAUCUAGCAUGACGUCACAUAGGGCAGUCAGUUUCCCUGACCCUGCAGCACAAAUGUUAAAUGAUACAUUGCAUCAAGAUUACCAGGCCCAGCUUCAAGUGUAGCCAUUCAGAACAGCUAUAAAUGCUUUAGCUCUUAGAUGUGGUCAGAAGACAUUCAAAUUGGUUUGUUUGAAGCAUACUGAGACCUUUACAGAUACACUGAAUAGAUACUAUCUUGUUACCUACUAGCUAGCUACCUGGCUAGAUCUGGUGGCUAGCUAUGGUGAUCCAGAUAUAUUGGACUAACAAAAUGCACCUAUGUUUGUGAGAGUCAUGCGUUUUUACCAAGGUUUUUAGUGAUGAAUCAAUGAAAUGCCAAAUUUUCAUCCAAUGCCCAUUGUUUUUUUAUUAUGGGUAUACAGUAGGACUAGCAAAGCUGGAUCUGUUCUUCUGGCUUGAGUUUCUCACCUCCAAGAGUGACACAAGUUUCAAAUAGCUGCCAUGGGAUCAAUGUGGACCGGGGCUGCAUGGUGCCUUAAUAGCACCACAUGGACUGUGCUAUCAUCUGAAGUACACUGAAAUUUGAGUUCCCAUGAGGAAAUUUCCCAGUGUACCAGUGCCAGCUGAAACACUCGUAUGAAGAACACUUGAUCAUUUCACUGUAUGUCUGCAUCUGGAUCGAUGCCUUUGACUUUGCUGAUAACUGAUGUGACUUUGCAGUUACUGGAUCUGUAUGCUGCGCUGAGGUUCUGAACCGCUCUGAACUGUGGAAUGAAACUGUGAUCGGAUUCAUUUUCUCUGGAUUGGCUCCUGUACUAUACUGGAUAUUCAUUUGCCCUUAGAGCUUCAGUCUUCUCUGGGAUGUAGUCUUAUUACCCCUCCUAGUGGCCACAUACUUACAUUCUGCUAUAUUUGCACAAGCCAGUUAUUUUUCUUAUAUUAUUCAAGGGUUAGAAAUGGAAGGGAGGCUUAGAGCAUACAUUUUUGAAUGCCCUGACUGAUGAUACAUUUGAAUUGAACCUGCCAAUAACUGGUAUUCAGUGUCCUUACUUUUGACUACUUGAAUGCCAGAUUUUUUUUAAUGAGAUUCAUUUUUCCCUAAUAAUUUUUCCUUACUAGAGUGACAAAACCCUACAUACUAUAUUGUGAAAUUCUCCACUGAAACAGAAGAAAACAUGUUUGAGCGUUGGCAUACACAGAUUCUAAUUGACAGAGGUGGAAAUGAAUAAUCUCUUCUUCCCACAGGGUUAUGAUUUAUUUUUACCCUAAGGUCACACCAGAGCAGAUCUUAAGCUAAUCAGAUGGGACAUAAGGGGCACUCAGUGUGCCUCUAAAAGCCUCAGUGAUAUGUGAAAUUGGGUCCAAAAUGAAUCAUGGAACUGUGCUGCAGACACAGCAUGGUUAAAUAAAGGUUUUCUGAAGAUUCAUUUUUACCAAAGGUCACACCAGAGUGGCACUUAAAGGACCAGUGUCUAGGAUUGAGUGUCAUCGAGCAGCAACCAACUGAGUACCCUGGGCUCUGUAGAAGACGACCCGCUCCCUAUGUAGAUAUAAAGGGCUCAUUCUAAGGUAACAAAAACACAACGAUUCUUAUUUUAAGGUGAAU
Thunnus maccoyii (southern bluefin tuna) is the source of this 4018-nucleotide messenger RNA. RefSeq names its product docking protein 4 (gene dok4). The record is from RefSeq and is a predicted model, not a curated record. The coding region runs from base 863 to 1864 and encodes 333 amino acids. Gene Ontology annotation, cellular component: cytoplasm. The transcript has 9 exons. Gene Ontology annotation, biological process: positive regulation of MAPK cascade; cell surface receptor protein tyrosine kinase signaling pathway. Lineage: Eukaryota; Metazoa; Chordata; Actinopteri; Scombriformes; Scombridae.